GUUUUAAAAAUGCCGCCGUCGUCCAAAUUUGUAGCGUCCCGGAAGGGUUCCAACUCGGCUUCGAGAGGAAGACAGCCACAUGGGAGCGGGAGGCCAUCGAAUGGACUACGAGAAUAUGCACAUGAGAGCGAGGACGAAGACAUGAGCCGGGUGUUGCGUCGAAUGCAAGCCUUCGACAAUGUAGAGGAAAGCGACAACGAGGACGACGUAUUCGAGGAAGGAGAGGAUGCAACGUCUGUGGAUAUAGACGACCCUGUUGAGCAGGACGAAGGCUCAAGCUCUGCCGGAGACGACGUGGAUGAAGAUGAAGGGGAUGGAUCAUCUUAUGACGAGGCAGAGAAUACAUCAGAUGAAGAUGAAAGUGAUGGUAGGGAAGAGGACAAUGAAAGCGAUGCAGAAGAGCAGCUGAUGCGAAUAAAGCGUGAACUUGCCGACGUCCCCUUUGACCAGCUGAUCGAAAUACAGCAGAAAGUUGGCUUGAAAAGAUUUCAUGCCAAUUACCGUGCUAAUCGGAGAUCCACUACGGAAGAUACCUCAGAUGAAGAUGGUGAACCAGCGGAUACAACGUCCCACGGUAAUUCGGCAAAGACAACGAAGGGUGCAUUGAAGGCAAGCAAACAUGACGGGAAGGGGAAGAAGCCACCAAAGCGAUUAAACAAGAAUGCCCCGGUAGAGGUUACAUCGAAGCGAGCAGUAACCAGAAGACGUGAAGUUGUGGAGCUACCAAAGAAGAAAUCGCGAGAUCCUAGGUUUGAUCCACUUGCGGGCAAGUUAAACGACGGGCUGUUUCAGCAAUCAUACGGAUUUAUCCGCGAUUACGAACAGCACGAGGUAGAGAUGCUCAAAAAGCGUAUAGUGACUGAGAAAGACCCAGAGGUGAAAGAGCAGCUACACAAGACACUCACCAGCAUGCAAUCACGUUUGCAAACGCAAAAGCAAAAGGAUAAGCGAAAGGAGAUUCUUCGAAAUUGGAGAAAAACAGAAGAAGAUCUCGUAAAGCUGGGAAAGAAACCGUGGCAACUAAAGAAGUCCGACAUCAAGAAGCUGGAAUUGGUAGAGAAAUACCAAUCGAUGAAAGGAAAGGAUGUGGACAAACUGUUAGAAAAGCGACGGAAAAAGAAUGCUGCCAAGGAGCGACGGUUCUUGCCAUAUAAACGGCGUUCAGCUGAUUGAUACAUUCUACAAUACGUGUUCAAAGACUGUAUAUAUAUUACAUAAAUCAAAAUGGCAAAAAACUAUAUACGAAAUGCGGA
Messenger RNA from Spizellomyces punctatus DAOM BR117, 1253 nucleotides. RefSeq lists its product as uncharacterized. The transcript is spliced from 6 exons. Bases 10 to 1173 code for a protein of 387 amino acids. Gene Ontology annotation, biological process: maturation of SSU-rRNA from tricistronic rRNA transcript (SSU-rRNA, 5.8S rRNA, LSU-rRNA). NCBI's taxonomy places the organism in Eukaryota, Fungi, Chytridiomycota, Chytridiomycetes, Spizellomycetales, Spizellomycetaceae. The record is from RefSeq and is a predicted model, not a curated record. Gene Ontology annotation, cellular component: 90S preribosome; nucleolus.